AUGGCUGUAGAACGCAAAUGGGGCGACAACCACAUCAGCAGAGCUUUGACACAAAUUCACUCGGAAUCUUGGCUGCUUGGAAACUUCGUCCUGCGGCGUCUACCGUAUUGUUCCGAUACAGCCACUUGGAACGACGAAAGCGACAAUUCGAGCUACACAUUAGAGAACUUAUCGAGCCCUCAUCCUCCUGCGACCGCACAUUAUGACAGUCCUUACAUUCAACUAGUACACCAGGCUGGCGAUGCCUCCGCGGUCUGGGCUGUUGGUAGCAUUGCGCUUUGCAAGGUCAAACAUGUUGAGGACGGCGUUACGCCUGAACCGUCUACCUUGAAGUUUGUUCAAGAUCAGCAACCAAGCUUCAAUACACCCAAAAUCCUAGCUCAGGCUGUAGACGGAGACAGGGUAUACCUCUUUCUCCAGAGGCUCCCAGGUCGAACUCUCGACCAAGCUUGGCCAUAUCUGAACACUUGGUGGCGACUUCACUAUGUUACGGCUAUCGCGGAUGUCUGCAAGGAAAUGGCUCAAUGGAAAGUCCGUGGUUUUGGUGGCGUCGAUGAUCAAAACAUACCAGAAUACUACCUCCAGCCUCGUGGAUGCCAUGAUUUCAACUCUAUAAAAAAUUCGUGUGAAGAGAUAGGUAUGGAUUGUUCUGAUCUGGUUUUCUAUCAUGCCGAUCUAGGGCCUACCAACAUUAUCGUGGAAGACAAGCCGAGGACAGGAGGUAUUGGAGUUAUCGAUUUUGAGAUUGCAGGUUACCUGCCUCGGGACUGGGUUAGAACAAAAUUCCGACUCUCUUCUGGUAUGAAUCUAUCAGGGUUUGCAAGUGAAGACCCAACGUGGUUGAGGUCUGAGGUUCAGAAGUUGCUCGGUAAGGACGGAUUUAGGGAUCUUUCAAGUGCAUACAUGUCGUGGUUGGAACGCCAAUCAAAGACAGACAGAAAAUCAAUGGGCAUGUGA
Ascochyta rabiei is the source of this 957-nucleotide messenger RNA. RefSeq lists its product as uncharacterized. The record is from RefSeq and is a predicted model, not a curated record. NCBI's taxonomy places the organism in Eukaryota, Fungi, Ascomycota, Dothideomycetes, Pleosporales, Didymellaceae. The coding region runs from base 1 to 957 and encodes 318 amino acids. The transcript has a single exon.